AUGAACUCCCUCGAGGUCCUCGAACAACUGUUGGAGCACAGAGAGACUGUUUUGAAGCUUCCGACACCCAUGCCACUCUAUGCGGUCGCAGUAUUGCCGGCAAAAUUAUCCUCUGCAACAAGGGGGAUUGAGGCAUCCUGGGGACCAAAGGUGAAUUUCCAGCAUUGCAUAUACAGAGAGGACUGCACAGAACCGGCGUCAAGCUAUAUAAUCAAAAGCCAGUCUGCCGGCACCCGGACCAUUGUCAACUAUAAUGAGCUCCCAGAAAUGAGCACUGAGGAGUUUAUCCAAAUAGCAGACAGUAUGCCUACUGCACCAAAGUGGUUUCAUUUUGAAGGCCGUAUACCGGAUGUCACCCUACAAUGCAUACGGUACGUCCGUAAAUUAGGCCCAGAGCACAAAAUCAGUGUAGAGGUUGAGAAACCCAAUCGCGUGGGUUUGCAAGAGUUGGCAGCAGAAGCUGAUGUGGUAUUCUAUUCCAAGAGCUGGGCCCAGGGGAACGGUUUCCAGUCGCCCCAAACUUUCUUGCAGGCACAGUCGUCUUUGACACCCCAGUCAUCAAUUUUGUGCUGCACAUGGGGCGAGCAAGGUGCUGUGGGCCUCGACAAGCGCAAGAUGGCGUAUGUUCACAGUCCAGCGUCUGUGGAUGCAACUCUUCCUAUCGUUGAGUAUGUGAGAACUUCUAGUUUGUCAUCUAGCACCGAACAAUCAGCCACUUAUUGA
Molecule: messenger RNA, 723 nt
Organism: Uncinocarpus reesii 1704
Lineage: Eukaryota; Fungi; Ascomycota; Eurotiomycetes; Onygenales; Onygenaceae
Exons: 4
Coding region: 1-723 (240 amino acids)
Source: RefSeq, a predicted model, not a curated record